This is a messenger RNA of Schistosoma turkestanicum, 9603 nucleotides long. The record is from the annotation of a GenBank genome assembly. NCBI's taxonomy places the organism in Eukaryota, Metazoa, Platyhelminthes, Trematoda, Strigeidida, Schistosomatidae.
GUUGGGUUGCAAAAUAUAAAAUGAUAUUGAUUUGACUUCCAAUUUUGACUAUAAAGACGCAGUCAAAUAAUAGUCUGUACUUGUGCUUAACCACGAUUUAUUUAGUGCUUUAAUAAAUGAACGCACCAAUACAACAACAGGUUUCAAAGAAUGAACAGACUGCUGAAUUUCCUUCGGGCACUGAUUCUGUUGCCGUGGAAACAUCUAUCAAUAAGAUGGAAGAUGAAGAUUCACUGAGCCGGUCAGCUUUUCGAAGGGAUAGUGGCUCUCGAUUAACCACAAAAAAGGUCAAAAUUGUUGAUCCAAAGCAAAAUGUGGAGGUUGAAUCAGAUGAUGAAGAUUUAUCAUCACAAAUAAAUACUUCGUGUGUUCCUGUAUCUGGGGAAUCAGUUGGCACUGUGAAUUGCGGCCAGUUGAUUGAUCCGCAAGCUUCUGCUGCUUCCGCUGACCGCAAGAAAACAAAAGAAGAACGAAAAAAAGAGCGCGAAAAGAAAAAAGAGGAGGAAAUGUUAAAAAAGUAUCAAGCGGAACAAGAAGCCAAACAAAAAGUAUCAGCAAAAUCGAAAUGCGGUCGUUGGAUAAAGCAUAAUCUCAAGAUUGGUGAGGGUGGGUAUAAAUUUGUUUACCGUGGAUAUGAUAGUGUUGAAGCCAGAAAUGUUGCAUGGUGCGAAUUCAAACGUGAGCAUGUUGAUACUAAAGAAAAGCGUCAAGCAAUGUUCAGAGAAACAGAGAUUAUGUUGAAGAUGAACCAUCCACACAUAGUCAGAUGUUUUGAUGUUUUCAGAGAGUGGAUUGAUAUGGAAGAUCCAAACAAUCAAAUUGAAGAAAAGGGAGUCGUAAUUGUUCAAGAAUUGAUGGGCGAAGGGACUCUAAAAAGCGUAAUCAGAAAGAACUUCUUAGAUGGUCAAUGCAUCCUUAAAUUUCCUCUUAUUACACGCUGGUGGCAUCAGAUUCUCGAUGCUUUACGUUAUAUGCAUCAUAAAAUUCAACCUCCUAUUCUCCACAGAGAUUUAAAAGCUGAUAACUGCUUUUUGUAUGGCGCAUCAGACGAAGAAUAUUUAAACGUUAAGGUUGGAGAUUUUGGUUUGGCAACUCAUGUGAGCAACAGUGGAAGAAAAACUAUGUUGGGCACAUUAGGUUUUAUGGCACCAGAGAUUUUUGAUGAGAAAUAUGAUGAAAAAGUCGAUAUUUACGCUUUUGGUAUGUUAAUGUUAGAAGUGAUGACAAAUCGUACACCUUAUGAUGAGUGUGAAACAGUUUUACAAGUAGCAGCUAAAACUAUGUCUGGGCAGGGACCUGACAUCAUGCAAAUGGUAUCAAAUCCGUCUUUACGUGAAGUCAUCAGUGCAUGUAUUCAACCUUUGACAUGUUUUCGUCCUACUGCAGAUGAAUUGUAUUUCCAUCCAUUAUUUCAAAAAUAUCAGGAAGGCAACGAUUCAUGGCCGAAAACAUUACCUGUGGAAGUCGAACCGAACUAUGAUAAUGCCACAGAUCGUGCAGAGGUCCUGGACCGUUUUGUACGUUCCCUAGGGAAUCCAGAAACACGUAACCCAAAUUUCAAUUUGCGGCUAAGAUUUCGUGAUAAAAAGAUGUUACAAGAGUUAGGAUUGGAUGAUGGUGAAUCGCUAGAGUUCGAUCUCGAUAUUUAUAAAGCUGAGGAUCAAGAUAUUCCAGAUCUAAUUCACAAUUUGAGACUUGGAUAUGAAGAUAAACUAUGGCGUGUGUUUGAAAAUCCGAAGCAACCUGAUAAAAAGAUCGUCUCCAAUCAUUUAGACAAACUUUUCAGUAGUAUAAGAUUACAAAUGCAAUUUCUGGUCAAAGUCUUACUAGGUAAACGUUGGAAAGCUAUUCUAGAUUCACUUGUUCAAGACCAACCUGUACGUAAAAAACAGGAAGGUGCUUCUGCUGUUGAUGAAGAUGAUGAAAGUGAUACAGAUGCAUAUGAUACAAGCAGCUUCACUAUCAUUGGGAAGUAUAAGAGCAAAUGGAAUAGAGCUAAAAAGUUAUUAGAGAAAGAAAUACAAGCUUAUAGAAAUUCUACAGUAACUGUUUCUUCUGCCGGUUCUUCAAAUGUUACAUGUAGCGCAGUUACUGCUGUUGGAACUACAUCAGUGUCAUCAGUUACUUCUACCAUUCCGUUUCCUGCUGUAGCGCUGUCUCAACCAAAUGUAGAUACGACGCAUAAUCUUGUCAGCGCAAGUGGUCUUGGAACUUCUGAACAGGUAUCUAUAGUCCCUCCGAGCAAAAUCAUGUCAGAACCAGUUGAUAGCUGUCAUUCAAAUCUUGAUAGUUCUCAUCAAGUUUCCUCCACAGGAACUGGUUUGACGUCUAUUGGUAAAUUUACUGUUACAAUUCCACCCAGUGCUACAGCUGCUCCAGCUACUCCUGGUGUUCUUCCGCCAUUAUUCGUUAAUGGGCCAGGACCAACUCCAAUUCCAACGCCUAUACUGCCUCAACAAAGUGUUGAAAUUCAGAAUUCUUCGGAUAUCCCUAUAUCUCCAUCUUCAAAUGGUUCAACUUCAUUGUAUACAGCACCUAUUUCUUUGCAAACUGACAUAAACUUAUGUUCUCGUCGCCCGGUGUCUGACCAAAAGCCUACAGUCAGUACGUCAAACAUAUCUUCACAGUUAUCUACUACUUCACUAGCUGGUGGCUCGUCUUCGCAGCAGAUAUUUAACCAAAAGCCUCCACUACCAUUUCAGUCACAACAGCCUGUUCCAUCUACAGUCACUCCUCAAACACAGCCACCCGGUCUCGUUCCAGUUUCAUCACCACUGUUAAAAUCCGAUGUAGAUUCUACUCAUUUAAAUAAUUUGGAUACUAUAGCUCGUUCUGCAAUGAUACUACAACAAGUACUUCAAGGGAUCACAUCAACUUCUUUGGCCAAUCCACCUAUUCCCAUAACUGAGUCUUUUUUGAGUUCGCAAGUAGAAGGAGAAAAUCAAUGUCAUGUGAAUUCAGUUUUUGCAUAUCCCAUGUUGAAUGAUAAUCAAUCAAUGACGCAACAAUUGCAUCAUUCGUCUUUCAUACCAAAUCACCAAUUUCAAUCCCAAGUUGGAACAUCAAAUGUGAAUGAUAUCGGUACAGGUUUACAAACAAUACCGCACAGUUUAGGAGUUAAUCAAAGUGAGAAUUUCGUUCAGUCAGAAUCUGAUAAUCUCCAAAAGACUGAUCAAUCUCAUUCUCUGGUUAAUUCAGAGCAUGCUUCAUUGAUUAACCAACUUACAGAAGUUAUUAUGAAUAGUGCUGCUGCUCAAGGAUUAUUAUUAAAUGGAAAUACUCAAAUAUCUUCAGUGAAUGCUUUGUACAACGACUCUCAACAAUCACAACAACCAGUAUUGAGUAAUCAAGCAGCCCUAUCGAACUAUGUAUCUAGGCAAAAUUCAACACAACAACAAAAUCAGCUGGAAAACGUAGCACCUAUAGUUAAACCAAUGGAACGUAAAGCAAGAAGAAAAUCUCAAUCGAAACCAAGAUAUAUUUUACGUGUUACUAAGAUUGAACGAGAUACUGAAAGUUGUGAACCUGGCAAUUUAAGACCAACAUUUUAUUUAGAAAUGCCAGAUAUGAAUAAUCCAAAUAAUGAAUUAUGGAAAAUAACUUUUCGUUGUAAUUUAUCUGAUACACUAGAAGACAUAAAAUUGUUCCAAGGAUCUGAUUAUACUCCUGCUAAUAAGGAUAUUGAUCGCGCUGCUAAAGAAGGAGUUAUGAGCUUACUGGAGGCUCUGCGUAAUGACGUUCAUUCUGUAAAGUUAAACCAAGAUUAUAUUUUCUAUCCUCAACCAUCUACCGUAGGAUUUGAUCAGAUAAAUCGUCUACCUAAUACUAUAUCGAAUACAUCAUUAUUUCAAUCUAAUAUACCUACCAACUGUAAUUCAACUAAUCAAUUCAGUAGCAGUGGGUUUCAGAAUACAGAUAAUACUUCACCGUACACAUCAACACUUCCGUAUGAUAAUCCAAAUUUUAUUUCCAAUUUUGAAGAAAUUCAACCAUUAGAUUCUAAAAAUCUCGAUGAUGAAGACGAAUUCAGUGAAAAUUCUAGACCAAUCUCUCCGGUCGAUAAUAUAAAUCAACAAAUAAAUUAUCCUUUUCUUCCUGCAGCCAGUAACGUCGAAUUAAUCAACAAACCUAAAAAUAAUAUAAUGCCUCAGUGUACGAUGUAUUACACUGCUUCUUCUUCUUCUGCUAUAGGUUUGCCUACUUCGGAAUCAGUGGUUAGUAACAGUAAGAUUAGGGGUGAUCUUGGCCAUAUUCCUGAAUACAUUUCUGCAUCUGAUAUUUCAAACAUUAAUUCCAUUCAACAGUCUUUGUUACCAAUGAGUUUAAACUAUGUAAAUGAUAUUUCAUCUGUCCCUGUCAGUUGUUUGGAAAAUGGAGUCGUUAACCUAUUUAAUUGCCAAGCUGGUUUAGAAGAAGUUCCUCCGCUUGUUUCACGACUUUCUGAGCAAUCAGGCACCGCGUUUACUGGGAUUUCAAGAUCAACGUCUUGCAAUGAGUCAACAGCUCGUGAUCCAAUUGUCGUUUCUCAACCAGAUAAUGUGGCUCAUCAGUCAUACAGUACUCAUCCUUUACACAAUAUGACAAAUUUGAAUCAUACAUCUGUAUGUAAUCAGGGCGGAGUUGGAUAUAAUUCUUCUGUUUCUUUCACUCCGGAGGAAUUGGUAAAUGUUACUGUCACUAUUCCUGCCUAUCUCGAGACUACUUUGAGGGUUUUGGUUUCUAACUUAUGUUCGAACCCUUCUCAUGCUUGCGUACUGAUACCAACCAUGGAAUCUAAUGAAAUCUCAUCAUUUUAUCAUUGUUCUGGUGUGCGAGUAGUUGAUAUACCUGAUGGACACAUGUUUGUUGGUAUUCCUGGCAAUCGACGCAUGCCCUCUGGUACCUGUUUACACAGCACUCUUUUGACAGCUGUCGAGAGUAAUUCAGAAAAACUCUUUGUUCUCGCAUCUGAUACUAAUUUUGAUGAUAGUCUUUCAGGACCGCACAUUUACAGGGUUCCACAAGACUCAGCUCUUGUUUUAACUCACACGGGAAACAUUCAGUUGUUAGACAAAGCUGCUCUUGUUGUUCCGGUCUGUUCAACGGAGCAUUCUCAUUCUGUCAGUCCGGCAAGCUCUCCUGUUCACGAGUCGGGCACACAUCCAGUCAUAUCAUCCGUGUAUGUCCGAAAGUUGCCUAUUCCUUCAGAUAUUGAUGCACUGAGCUUUGAUGAUGUUCUUGCUCUUUUAUUGGCGCUACGUGAUGCACCACAUGGUACUAUGCAGUCUUAUCACUCAAACGUUGUUGGUACGACUACUGAUGGGGAAAAUGUUGGGAUAGAACCAAAGACUUUGUCAUUUGAUGGUAACCCAGGACCUGAGUGUCUAAGUCGCCGAUCAUCCGCCGCUACUACAAUACUCCCUGCUGCGCCUAAUUACUACCCAACCCAAAUGCAGGCUAUCCCUACAUCUGGAAUUAAUCCUAACCAGCUGUCAUUAAAUAUGGCGAAUCAGCAACAAGUGCAAAGUCCACUUCAGUCUGGAUUAAAUCCAGCUCCCCAGUUUUCACUCCCUGUUUCUAUUGGUCAGCAACCAAUCAACCAAGUACCAGGCACAGUUUGUUCUAAUGUUGUUCAUUCACGACCUUCCCUGCUUAAUCAAAUUCAAUCACUUAUUCAAUCUGUGAACCAACCAUUCUCUCUGCAAUCACUUCCUAAUUCUUCUAUAAAAUCUGGUACUGCUUACAUAAAUCAGUCAAAUAUGUCGGCAGAUAAUAUGCAGUCAGUUCAAUCUAUCGUUGCUCAAAACCAACUAUCUUUACCACUCUCAAAUAAUUUUUCACAGCAACAAUCAUUUCCGACAAAAUUAUUGCAUAAUCAAAUGUUAGCAAAUAGUCAAAAUCAAGGCAAUCAAUCCUGUUUCCCCAGUUUACAAUCUCAACAUCAGCAAAAAGCACAACAACACCAGCAACAACAUUCUGUUUUAUAUCCACAGUCACAUUCUCAAACUCAGUCAACGUCUGGACAACCAAAAGAAUCACAACAACAAACAACAAUGCAACCAAAUACACAACAACUCAUCCAAUUAUUAUCAGCCCUCAACACUCUCCAAAACUUAGACCAGGUACCUCAGUUACUUUCGAAUCUUCUGAAGACUUCGAAUCAAACUGUUAAUGCACUUCCUAAGUCAUCUACAAAUGCGGGAGCUGUUGGUACAGCUCCAAGUGUCGGCGUAGUUCGACAUUCUAGACAGGUUUCUCCUCCAGUAUCAACACAAUCUGCAACGAUUUCUUCAACCCAGUCUCAAACAAACCAUAUGUUUCAACGCUUUAAUAGCGUAGCAUAUCCUGUAUCGAAUUCAGCAGCAUGUGCUGCUGGUGUGAACUCCCUGCCUGAUUUGUUGGGUCGUUUGCUAUCCUCUGCAUCUGCCAACCCUGAAUGGCCUAAUGUUAAUGACUCUAAUAAACCUCAAGGUAUUCAAAUGCAUCCCUCAUUCGCACAAAGUAAUCUUUCAUCAGCUGGAUCCAAUGUAGAAAAUCAAGAGGGUUUGAAUAUACAGUCUACAGUAAAACCGCCAUCAGUCCAGGGUGGUGGAAUUCUCACGCCCCAACAAUCUCAACAGCCUAAUCAACAACAAUUGAUCCAAAUACCAACACAUCAGCAGCCGACUCAAGUUCAGUCUCAAGCGCAACCAUCUCAAAUCACAAGUUCACAACAAUCGUCUCAAACUCAACCACACGUCGUACAGCAAUCUCAUACAUCAAUACCUUCUACUCAGAACCAAUCACAGCAGCAGCUUUCUCAUAUGUCCGGACAAAUUCAGCAAGUAAAUCAACUGCAACCGUCAACACAACCAACACAAAUACAACAGCAACAAGCUUCUCAAAUGUUAUCUCAGAUACCAUCACUUCAGACACAACAACAACAACAGUCAUCUACUGUUAAUUCACAAAUGCAAACACAUCAAGUACACCAACAACAAGCUUCUCAGAUUCCAUUACAACAACUAGGUUCUCAGUCCCAGACACUGCAAACAUCACAACAACAGCAGUCUCAGACUCUUCAUCAGUCGUCUAAUCAACCUCAUAUCACACAACCUGUUUCUGGGCACCAACAGUUUCAACAUAAUUUACAACAAUCUCAGUGGCAACAGCCACAACAUUCAUCAAAUGUCACGCCAAAAUUAUCUGCUCCUUUGCCAAUCAGAGAUAGAAAUCAACAACAGCUAUCUUUACCUGCUGCUCAUUCGUAUCUGAGUCAAAUUUUACCCGAGUUAGCAAAUGCUGUACGCUUGCUUCAACAAACGUCUGACAGUAAUAGUGCUGGUUUUCUUCCUUUAGAUGUUCAAAAUAAAUUAAUCACUCUUUUACAACAACAACAACAUGUCCAAAAUCAACCCUUGCAGCCAUCACCGCAAGAAUUAUCAUUCAAUUGCACAGGUACAAAUGUUGUAUCAUCAACUUGUGCAGCCGUAAAUAAUAAUACUAAUCAGAUUUUAAAUAUUCACCCUGCAUCCAGCAGUUCUAAAUUACCUAUCCCUUCUCAUUCGAAUUUCGCUUCUUUGAAUCGGUUUAUUGUUACAUCUCCCAAUGUCCUUCCUAAUGCCUCGGUGCCUAAUCCAAUUUGUACUGCUGUAAAUUCCAGUUCAACACGUGAUCAUGUAGUAUUACCUUUUAAUAUGACUAAAGAAAUAAACAAAGUCGAGUAUCCUCUUACUAGUCUACCAACUGAGCAACUAAGUAUCAGUUCAACAAAGUCGAUGACUGCUUCAGCAACGACUGUCGCUAACAAAUUCACAGUAGCUCCUGCAAAUCUGGAAGAUGAUGACCCAGGACCUUCUACGAUUCCUCAAAUGUCUGGACCAAACCAGUUACAUCAAGCCACUCCUCCAAGACCACCUAGACAACAGCGUGCGUAUGCUGCAUCAGUAGUUGGAGUGCAUUCAGCAAACGAAUCACUAGGACAUGCAUCAAUGGCAAUUAGUGGGACAAAUAUGAAUCAAGUUUUGCCUAAUGCACCAGUUACAAAUGUCAGUGUAGGACCUAAUAUAAAUCAAUCUCUGCCUAUUGGACCAUUGACAAAUGUCAAAACCGCUUCAAAUGUUCCAUCAUUAAACAAGAUUGAGAAUAUACCCUCACAAUCUGGCCCAUCAGCUUUAACUCUUCCAACUACUACAUUAACCGUUACUCUACCUCAAACACAGAACCUUCCUCCUUCUCAGCCUAAAUCAUCUGUUGUGAAUGUGACAAAUCCCAUUCUGUCGAAUGUAGUUCAUUUAUCUACUUCUCUAAAUCCUGCCUCUAGUGGAACCAAUCCAAUCCAAUCCGGAUCUCAAAUUUCAACUUCAAAGUGAAUUAGUUUCCUUAGUCCGAAAUCCGAAUGUUCUGGUUUUAAUAAGCACCUCCUUAUAAAGGCAGUAUUGGUAUUUGUAACAUCGGCGCCCUAAUGUUUUGAUCGUCUGAUCGAUAUACACGCCUGCUUUUCAAUCAUCAACUGUAUUUCGACAGCCCGGUGUUUUAUUCGCUUUUUCAGGUGUUUUCACCAAGUUAUAUCUAUCUAUUUAUCUCUCGCUCAUGAUAUAUAUAUAUAUUUAUAUAUAUAUACGGCAUGAUGAUUUCUCAUCUAUUAACAUUUGCUGCAAUAUAGAUUUUUGUUCUCUAUUUCUGUUUUCAUUGCACAAGUUGAACAGAUGUUGUCCUGCGUCUUUCCAUACGAUCUCUUUACUUUGCCUUUUUGUUGCAUGUUAACGAGAACAAAAACAUUCAGUCAUAUGAACAAACAAGCGAAACAAAGUAGAUCUAUUUUAUGGCUUUCUCCUCUAUAGUUAUCUUAAUUUCAGUACAUACAUAUUUCUGUGUUUUUCUAUUACUCUCUCUUUCUGUUUUCUGCUUUGAGGUCCCAAUAAUUGUCUUUUAACGCUUCAAAUUUUUUCAUUUAUUCAAAUUUUAUGUGCUUUCUGUUUAAUCUUGUUUGUGGAUUUUUGUGUUUUACAUAAAAUAAGAAAAUGGUAUGCUUGUUUCUUCUCACUUCCAUGCUACAUACAAUCAAUCAUUCCAGAAUUACAUUGCUUAUUCUGUUUUACACCUCCAUUACAGACAUAUAUAAAUAUAUAUAUAUAUAUAUAUAUAUAUAUAUAUAUAUAUAUGUAUAUGCAUGUAUAAAUAAAUAUUUGUUUAAAAAUAUUCCGCUUGUUUGUUCUCAUUACUGUUUUUUCUUUGCCCAUCUGCCUAGUUCAAUAAUAGAGUUAAUGUUCAGUCUUUCUGAAGUAGCGUUUGAACAUUCAUUCAACAAUAAACAAUCAAAUUUCUUUGCUUAUUAUUAUUACGUUCAGUCAGAAUUAGUUUUGUCCUUAUGUGUUAUUGUUUUCUUAUUUUUUUUCCCGCUUCCUUUGUCCUUCUUUCUUUCUUCAAUUCUUUAUUUCACACACCUUUUGUUUUUUUCUUUGUCGUUGUUGUUGUUGUUUCUGUUCCAUUUUUUUUCAACAUGCAUCAACAAUUUAAGUUUUUCUAUCAAUGCUUCUUAAUUGAUGAAUUAUUAUUUUUCUUGUAGGUGGACCUUUUGCAGUUCCUCAUGUUUUCAUUUUCAUUUUUUUAUUAUUUAAAAUGAAAAGGAUUAUUGUUGAUCAA